Messenger RNA from Meloidogyne enterolobii, 540 nucleotides. The record is from the annotation of a GenBank genome assembly. NCBI's taxonomy places the organism in Eukaryota, Metazoa, Nematoda, Chromadorea, Rhabditida, Meloidogynidae.
CAGCAACCACUAUUUUAUUUUAUUUUAAAUCCUCUACAUGCGCCCAACAAUGUAGACAACCAGAAAAGUGAACAUCAAGUAAUGGAACAAUCAUCACAACAACAUAUUGGUUGGGAAACCGGUAAGGAUAAUGCUUUGGGGGGAAAUAUAGAAGAGAAAUUAGAGAAAAAACCAGAAUUAAAUUUUGAAUUAACGCUUCAGAGAAAGCACCGAAACGAAUAUGAAAGACCUACACGGCGUAGAGCCGAAGCGAAUCCCACAGAAAUUAAAAGUGAAGAACCUUCACCCCCAGGUCCGAAGCCUCCGCAAUGCCAGCCGCUUCCCCAUUCAACCAGUUACAAGACCGUGCCCCAGUACACCCUAGCUACAAACCAACCCAUUAUGGUCGAAAGCGACCUUGGCCUUACAGCAAUGAUCAGAGCAUCUCUAAGGCCACACCUUGUUUCUGCAUCCGCAGUGGAUAUAGAAAAAACCCCUCAUGUUCAACCAGUUUCCUUCGGAAUGCGUGAUGGAAUCGAACUCAACGAUGGCAACCAAUGA